AUGUUGGAUUCCUUCUUGCUCUGCAGUGCUCUCAAUACUGUCUUUACUCUCGCCGACCUCUGGAAGUCCAUUGGACCUGUUCAAGAUGGCUUGAAAGACAAGAAUACCAUAUUCGUGCUCAGCCACCUUGCUAAUGCCACCUCCCAGACGCUCCUAGCCAUCGUUUUGAUUCUUGCGGCCGCUCUGCACUGGCCUACAUGGGACGCCGUGGCCAUCGCACGGGGUUCGCUGUUCUGUGGGGCUACGUUUGAGGUUGUCGAGAUAGCUGGAGCCAUUGACGCCCUGUACCUCCAGUCCUGGAGCACCUGGAAGAAACUCUUGCUGGCAGGCACCUGGGCCGCAUCCACGGUUGGCCUCGUGGUGACGUCUUUUUUCUUAGACAAUGAUGAUGCCACUGGAAUGUCGCUGUCCGCCGUGCUGGUCGUCAUCAACUACGGAAUCAGAUUGAACUGGGCUUGCAGGUCGAUCCCAACGCUGAGGCCCGGUCCACGAAAGCCCCGACAACGGAAUCUGCUCGACGAGAGCUCACAUACCUCGAAAAUCCUUCUGGGUGAUAGUUUGCGCUCGCUCCUCAACAUACUCACAACGUUUGCUAUAACAGCGUUAGUGGUAUCCUUCCCUGAAAAGCAGCCCUUGUUCUAUACUCUACAAAUUCUGAUUGUCAACAUGUUGCGAGCCUCGAACGCUUCCUGGAAGCUCUUGACUCGAUGGCCUCACGGGGGCCAAACGCUGGCCCCCGACAGUGACAGCGACCACUCGUCUCGGGAUGAAGAGCACGACCUUCCGCCCCAAGCGAUGCACGCCUGGUUUGCCGGAUGGUGA
Molecule: messenger RNA, 822 nt
Organism: Fonsecaea erecta
Lineage: Eukaryota; Fungi; Ascomycota; Eurotiomycetes; Chaetothyriales; Herpotrichiellaceae
Exons: 4
Coding region: 1-822 (273 amino acids)
Source: RefSeq, a predicted model, not a curated record